ACAGGAAAGCCGAUCGCCAUGCCCCCCAAGUUCGACCCGUCGCAGAUCAUCGAAGUUUCCAUCCGUGUCAAGGGAGGCGAGGUUCCCGGAGGCUCCUCCCUCGCCCCCAAGAUCGGUCCUCUUGGUAUGUCCCCCAAGAAGGUCGGUGAUGACAUCGCCAAGGCCACCAAGGCCUGGAAGGGAAUGAACGUUACUGUCAAGCUUAUCUGCCAGAACCGUCAGGCUACCGUAGUCCUCGUGCCCACCGCGUCCUCCCUGGUCGUCAAGGCGCUCAAGGAGCCAGCAAGAGAUCGCAAGAAGGUCAAGCACGUCAAGCACAGCGGCAACAUCUCCAUGGAUGAGAUUGUCGACAUUGCCCGCCAGAUGCGUGACAAGUCCAUGGCUAAGGACUUGAAGGGAACUGUCAAGGAGAUUUUGGGAACCGCUUUCUCUGUGGGUUGCACUGUUGCUGGCAAGUCUCCCAAGCAGGUGCAGGAGGAGAUCGAUAGCGGGGAAGUCACCGUCCCGGAUAAGUAAAUGCAGAUAACAAGUGAAUAGUAAAUUUUGGGAAGAGCGGAUGUGUUGUGUUGAGCUUGGAGGGAAAUUAGGAAAAGAAUGAAAAACUCUCAUGAGUGGAAA
Guillardia theta CCMP2712 is the source of this 618-nucleotide messenger RNA. It is a transcript of the gene RPL12e, whose product is annotated as large subunit ribosomal protein L12e, cytoplasmic. Gene Ontology annotation, cellular component: ribosome; cytosolic large ribosomal subunit. Gene Ontology annotation, biological process: translation. The record is from RefSeq and is a predicted model, not a curated record. The coding region runs from base 19 to 516 and encodes 165 amino acids. Lineage: Eukaryota; Cryptophyceae; Pyrenomonadales; Geminigeraceae. Gene Ontology annotation, molecular function: large ribosomal subunit rRNA binding; structural constituent of ribosome. The transcript has 5 exons.